AAUGUGAACCAGUCGGCUUUUAAGCAGUGUUAACUAAUGUUAUUUAGCAAGCUGUGUUUUACUGUGUUUGUCUCUAACGGAAGCUCGGAGAAUAUCAUUUUAAUUUACAAACAAGCCAUCCUCCGACCGCGGCUAGCAACUUGGUGCGACACCAUGCUAGCCACAGUGACUGCUGUGGUUAGGUUUGCUCAAUACAAUGGCAGUAUUUCGCCUACACCAUUGGAGAACACAUCAGCAUUCCCAACUUGGCAACCUGAUACUGAAGCCAACAUCACCAAGCCUCACAAAUGUCUACAAGUUCUGUACGAGGACAUUGGAGACUCCAGGGUGCGGUUCUGGGACAUUUUACUGCUAGUGCCUAAUGUGGCCUUCUUUGUAUUCCUGAUGUGGAAGCUGCCCUCAGCCAGGGCGAAGAUUCGACUCACCUCUAGCCCCAUCUUCGUCACCUUUUACUUGCUGGUGUUUGUUGUAGCAGCGGUUGGAAUCACCCGGGCUGUCGUGUCCAUGACUGUCAGUGCGUCCAGUGCCGCCACCAUCAUAGACAAAGUGCUGUGGGAAAUCACCCGUUUCUUCUUGCUGGCCAUUGAGCUCAGUGUUAUCAUCUUAGGACUGGCUUUUGGUCACCUGGAGAGCAAGUCCAGCAUAAAGCGUGUGCUGGCUAUCACUGCUGUGCUGGCUCUGGGCUACUCCAUCACACAGGGCACACUAGAGAUCCUGUAUCCAGACAGUCACCUGUCUGCUGAGGACUUCAACAUCUACGGUCACGGAGGACGGCACUUCUGGUUGGCCAGCUCCUGCUUCUUCUUCCUGGUGUACUCUUUGAUUGUGAUCUUGCCUAAAACUCCUGUGAGGGAGAGGAUAUCUCUUCCAUCUAAGAGGAGUUUCUAUGUGUAUGCUGCCAUCCUGUCUUUACUGAACCUCGUCCAGGGUCUGGGCAGUGCUCUGCUAUGUGCUGGAAUCACAGAGGGACUCUGCUGUGUGGAUGUCACCACAUUCCUGUACUUCUCCACCUUUGCUCCGCUCAUUUAUGUCACAUUCCUCAAGAGCUUCUUUGGUUCAGAGCCCAAGAUCCUGUUCUCCUACAAGUCACAGGUGGAUGAGCCGGAUGAAAGUGAUGUCCACCUUCCCCCAACCGUCGCUACAACCCUUGGCCGUAAGGAGAUGACCGACCAAGGCCUGUUCUACUCCUCCACCCAGAUCGAUGGCUCUGGUCCCGGCAGCUCUCGUAUGGUUGGAGCAUACCUGGAUGAUGUUGCCUCCGGACCCUAUGGGUCCAGCAGCAUUAACAGCAUUGAAGCUGACCGCUGGAGACCUAUCAAUGCGUGAAUCAAUGAUAAGGCCAAUGGAAUAAGAGAGAUGGUUUUACAGCUGGACUUAAAUGUUGUGCGUGUGUAGUGUGUUAGGCAGGGUGGCGAUCAGAGGAGUUGGCCAAAAAAAUGCAGAACAAAGUAGUUGGGCACCAAGAAAGGGUCAUCUUGGUCUUGGAGGCCAGGAUAAGUUAACAAGUGGACACUUAAGGAGAGGCCUUUGCUAGCCAAUUAUCAGGAGGACUGUGAAUUUAGCAACUGCUUUUGUAACACUGUUGCCAGAGUGCACUGCUGCUGUAGCUCCAAACUAGGAGUACUGUCCCUCAUUGUGGCCGGGACAGACUCUGUGUUGGUUCAGUUCCACUGGCUCUUAAAUGUGGGAGCUUACUGACUCAUUAUCUGUCAUUCCAGCAUCAUGCAUCAACUGCUCAAAGUUUUAACCCCGUUUUAAGUGCCCGAGUCUUUAAAAACAUUCUUUUGAUGACAACUCAACAUCUUUACAUUCCCAGUAAAAGCUUUGAGUGACAGCAUCUCAACUGACUUUAUCUGCUGACUUGUAUUAGAUUUGCGACCCAACUGGCUAAUCCUUUUUUACUGAAUCACCGUGCCUCUCUACACAGGACAAGGAUUAGAGCUAAUUCAUUUUGAUAGGUGUACUUUGUCUUCUUAAAUAAGUGCUGUCCCUCCUGUGAACAAGUGAAAGGUGUUAGCAUGAUGUGUGUCACGGCAAUGUGAUAAGGAAAUCGGUAACUCCUGAAUACAGGAAUUGCAUUCAUGUUAAAGAUCACAAACCAUCUGUAAGGCUCUCUGCUAGGAAUGGCUGAGACACAGGAACAAAUCUCAAAUUGUGUCUCAGCCUUGAGCUUGCUACCUGUCACUUCUCCCCUCUUUUUAUUUUGUGCUUUUGCUUUAAUUUCUUAUACCGGAUUAAUCAUUCCUUCCACUGAAAGCACAUUUGUUAGCUUCAUAGUCAUUAAGGAUGUGGUGUUACGUGUGUGUGUGUGAUUUGAACAAAUGUGCAAAAAGCAUUUUUUUGUGUAUUCCAAAUUAGACAUGCCCUCAUUUCAUAUCAGCAUAUCUAGUUAAAGUUUGUUUGCAACAAAACUUUGCUGUUGCAAAGUUGACUUUUUAUUUCGCCGCUAACACCUUUUUUUGUUUUUUCUGUGUGCAGGGUUUCCUCAAAUGUUAUUACAAGUGGUGAAAUUGGACCAUAAACAAUAUUGCUCAAUUGUAUGGUAUCAAGUGAUGGUAUUGAUAAAAUUUCAUUAUAUAGAUAUUAACUUUAAAUUCCCUCUGGGCAAAAGAUGCUCAGGCAACUAUGUCAAAGAUAGGUAAUGUUCUGACCGUGUCAAUGAGAAAAAUACAGGACUAUUGCAGAGCAAUUUUUCCAUUCUGAUCAUCUUUAGGCUUGAGUUGUUUGCUUCUUGGUUCAACCUCCUGGUGUUAACUAAUAUUAUACUUUACUCUUUUUAAACCACAUCACAUUAACUUAUGCCUAUCAGUGACAUAUGAUGUAUGUGAGUUUCCCCCUGAAAAUGCUAUAUAUUUGGUAUGAAUGGAUUGCUGUACUCAAGCUAGCAGUAUGCAUAGAUAGUGGUGACCUGUAUGCUGAAAAUAAGAAUACCAUUUAUUUUUUCAUCAUUUUAAAGCAAGAACACAGUAAAGAUGUGUAUUUCCAAGAAAUUACAGUAUUUGCCUGACUCUUGAAAUAUUUAAUAUAUGUUUGAGUGCUGGUGAUAAUUGCUGUAGUUACCUUGAGUAAGAAUAGUGAUUGGGAAAUCAGUUUGCUGUUUCAUGACAGGAGUUCACAGGGUGCAUCUUUAUGGAAUUAAAGUCCACUCUCUUGCUACACAAGAUAUUUGAUGUUGAAAUCAUUUCUCAUAUGAUCUGUAAAUUGCCUUUUUAUUUAAAUGCAUUGAUUGUAUAAUAUCCAGCCCAUAUUAAUGCAAUGUAUUGAGCAUUCCAUGACCUACAGAAUAAACCAUGGACUCUUUCA
This is a messenger RNA of Siniperca chuatsi (mandarin fish), 3303 nucleotides long. It is a transcript of the gene tpra1, whose product is annotated as transmembrane protein, adipocyte asscociated 1. Lineage: Eukaryota; Metazoa; Chordata; Actinopteri; Centrarchiformes; Sinipercidae. The transcript is spliced from 11 exons. Gene Ontology annotation, biological process: G protein-coupled receptor signaling pathway. Gene Ontology annotation, cellular component: plasma membrane. The record is from RefSeq and is a predicted model, not a curated record. Gene Ontology annotation, molecular function: G protein-coupled receptor activity. The coding region runs from base 37 to 1326 and encodes 429 amino acids.